UUUGUUUCUAUUUUUAGACCGGAAUGGGGGAAAUCUGAUUUGGACUUCAACCAGAUAGCAGUCAGCACACAAUAGACUAGAGAUCUGGUGUGACUGUACUUGGACUUGGAGUAUAGCCCAGUGCACGAACAACGCUCCUUCUUGGCCUUGGCCUCAUACGGAAUGACUUACCUUGGUCACCACCACAGUUUGGCAAGAUAAAGAAUGUGACAUUGUCUCGGACGAUUUUGAAAAAAUGCGUCACUCCAUGACCAUAGGCCAUAUUCAAUAUAUUGACUACUAUAGACCAUAGUGGCAUAGUAGAUGUCUAGUCUAGAUUCUAGAUGUAGAUAAUAAGCAUGAUCAAUAUUAUUGUAGACCUAGAGUAGAGGCGUAUUUUCUUCAAGAUAGUAGAAAUAGAUACUUCUAGAUCUAGAUCUAGUCGAUGUAAUGAAUCAAUGAAUGAUGGCUUUUCGAGAACGCAUCACUGGAGUUCUUCAAGGGGGUUGCACACAAGUUUGGGCUUUAGGAACAUGGCCCUUCAGGAAAACAUUCUCAGUGCUAGAAGUGAUUGCAGAAUUUAUACUUACCAAGGUGAAAACUACAGCUCAAAAACUGGUUGUCUUGGCGCUGGCUUGUCUCACGAUCUUGUUUAUGGCAGUGUUGUUGUAUGCAGCUUUUCUCCAUCUAUAUUUGCCGACAGCAGAAAUAGUAAGGCCAGUGCACUUCUCCUUCAGUGUUUGUCCUACAGGGCAUGGACUAUGUUCCUUUCCAUCGGCAAACAUCACUUUUUGGAACCAAGAUGGGACUAGAAAAGAGAUUCUUGGAGCUGGGCAGUAUUAUCGUGUGGUUCUGGACUUGGAUAUGCCAGACACACCAACAAACAGGAACUUGGGUAUGUUCCAGGUGAUGAUGCAGAUGUAUGACCGAGACGGCUACAUUUCUGCAGAGUCAAAGCGCACUGCAAUGCCCAAGUACAGAUCACUGGUGAUGAGGAUGUUGGACGUGUUUGUACUCAGCCCUUUCUACUUCUUUGAGUUGAUGGAACAGAAACAAUUGCUGGAUGUGGAGUUAUUUUCUUACUUUGUGGAUGAUUAUUAUCACCCUUCUGUUGGAGCCAAGAUUGAAAUCCAGAGUCACAUGAUACAGUUUUACUCAGCAAGGUUGAAGUUCUUUGCAAAUUUCUCUGGACUCAAAUACAUCCUUUACUACUGGCCAAUGAUGAGUGCACUGGGUGGCAUCCUCUACAAUGCCAUGAUCAUCACAGCUUUCCUCCUGCUUGCCAUAUACAAGAAAGCGGAGACACUACGGGUCAUUUCCCAAACCCUGGAGCUGGAAGCGAUGCAGGGGGGAAAUCAGAGGAGGCAGGAUGAGAACAUGAGUGAGGAGGUUGUUGAGGCAGAAGUUUCAAGCAGCAGUAGAAAUGAUGAGGACAAGGAAUCACUGGAUGAAAGUAAGAGCAAUCAAACGAAGUCAACCGAUCAAGAUGACGCUGACCUCGAUCUCUAUGACCUCCCUAUUGUGCAGGAACCAGCAGAUUUUUUACAAGCUGAAGAUGAACAAAAUGUGGAUUUUGUGGCCGAACUGAGGCAUAGAAGGAUCAAUUAGUCACGCGUUGGAGAGGAAAUAUGUUUUUAUCUGUAUUAAAUCUUUGUUUCCACACUUUACCCAGAAGUAAGUUUUCUCUUCCAGUUGUAACGGAGAGUGUAUGGCUAAAAGAGAUGGGAGGGUGGGGAGAUUUUUUAUUUCUUUAAACUAGUGGGGGGGGGGGGGUUUACAAAUGCUCAGUAGUCUUAAGAAAAAUUAAAUGGAAUUUUGGUAUUUGCUAGCCAUAAUCAUUACCAUCAUCAUCAUUAAAGUUUGGUGUCGAGAAAAAAAACCCAGCCCUUUAUUUUCUCUGUAACUUUUGAACCAGCCUAUUGUGGUAUUAUUAUGGUCUUGGAUAGCUUUUAUCCCAAUUCGUACUUACUGAUGUUCACCACAUGAAGUUAACGGCUGUCUUAAUAGGGCUUAUACCUGUUGCUGUUGUACAGAGUCAGCGAUGCCGUAUUGUGUCGAGUUAGUGCGGACUAGUGCAUGUUGCUUUGGGCGUUGGGUCUCUAAAGCAAGGUUGGGUUAAUUGUGAAAUGAGAGAAAACCACAGGAGUUUCAGUUUUGAGACAGUGCGAUCCAAAAUCCGUGGAUACAUGUACAAACUUUGAUGCCUCUGUAACUGUUGACAGCCCUUUAAGAUAUAUUGCAUAAUCUGAAGUUAAAUGUAAAGAACAGAGCUUUGCUUCAUUCGUCUUACUCUUUCAACCAUCUCUAGUCUUUAUAUAUAAAAAUUGACUUUUAGAUAGCGGAUGAAUUUUUUGGUCUGCUAAGUUUUUAAUCAAGCAAUUGGUGAAAUUUCAGUAGCCAGUUGGUGACCUUUGAUGCCUACUUUAGACCUGUUUUGUUACCAGUUGAGGACUGAAUUAAAUGUGUAAGCAGUUCUUUUUAAGUAAAGAAUACCUAUACUGAAUACUGGUCAGACUGGUCUCAGCCCUUUGAUUUAUCAAGAUUAUUAUAGAUUUCAGGAACCCAGUUUUUGUUUGCAAUAAUAGGUCAGUGAGAAUAAUGAGAUCUCAGUUACCAGGUUUCAGGCAAUCAUUAUAAUAAAUGUUACUACAAUCUUUCUAGCAUGUCUCAAUUUUUUGGAAGUCCACAUUAAUUUUCCAAGUUGCUGACCAUAUAAUUUAUUUUUGGCAAUUUCUGAGAGUAUUUAGAGGGUUUUGUUUCUGUGAAGUCCAGUGCUUUAAGUGAUCAUGUUGAUAAGCAAAGAUGAUCUAUAGUAUUUAUAUUUGCUGCAUUGAACUUCUUUUUGUUAAAUCUUUAGCCUCCAGGCUUUGGUUGACCUACUCUAUCUGUCUGACUAUUGAUUUCUCUCCCUCCUGACCUCAUCUCUCUUUCCAUUUAUUUUGAUUCCUGUAAAAUUAUUGUUAUCUAAGACAUGUCUAAGUAACUACUCUGCUUGCCAUGUAAUUUUUCUGUUGUUGUCAAGUGCAAGUUUUGAAUUUGUUUUGUCCACUUCUUGUGUGCCAUUUUUUUUUUUUAAUUGUUGAUGAAACUGAGGCAGGGAGCCUAUUUUGUUGGGUUUUCUUUUUUGACAUAACUUUCAGAAUAUAAUUGUUAACUAUAGCAUGGGACUCCUUAUUUCUUCAUCGUCACUAUGGUUUGCAUAGGGGUCCUCCUAGUCUUAUACUAUAUCAUAUUUUACUUGUUUAGACCUACUAGUUUUCUGAACUGCUGAGUAUUAUAUCAAGAAUUAUGUUAUUACACAAUACAACACCAUAUCUACACUCUUGCUAUUGUAUUGGAAAAGUUAAUAUGUUUCGUAUCGGUUGCCAUGUUUCACAUCUUGUCAUUUUUUUACACAUUGAAGUUGACCUUGAAAUAUUAUAAACAGUAUAAUUUAUUUUUCAAGCAAAACACAUCGUUAGGCCGAGCAUGUCAUUUUGGAAAGUAGAACAUUUUGAACUUUGUACUUUGAUCUAUCCAUGACCUUCACAUACUCCUGUGCAUUAGUCAGUGUGAUAACAAUGCCACAGCCGCCUCACCUCAAUAAGUACUUGGCCAGAUGUGUUCAUUUCUCCAUCAAUUGAAGGAGAUAAUUGGCACGAAAUAAGGUAAAAAAAAAAUAACUUUCAACAAGUCAAAAGCAAAAGUUUUGAGUGAGUUUUUAUUUGGCCAAGACUUUUUUAAAAGCCCGUACAGUAGAACACGGCUAUAGCGGGACAUUUGGUUCCUGAAGCAAAAUCCCGCUGUAGACAAGUUCCUGCUAUAGGAAUGCAAUGGGGAAAUUACCAAAAAAUGUAUUUAAAUCCACACGAUUACCUCCCUUCUAUAUCAAUAAAAUGUGCACUUUGAAU
Molecule: messenger RNA, 3869 nt
Organism: Aplysia californica (California sea hare)
Lineage: Eukaryota; Metazoa; Mollusca; Gastropoda; Aplysiida; Aplysiidae
Product: seipin
Exons: 8
Coding region: 442-1587 (381 amino acids)
Biological process (GO): lipid droplet organization; lipid storage
Cellular component (GO): endoplasmic reticulum membrane
Source: RefSeq, a predicted model, not a curated record